This is a messenger RNA of Ixodes scapularis (black-legged tick), 425 nucleotides long. RefSeq lists its product as uncharacterized. The transcript has 3 exons. The coding region runs from base 8 to 385 and encodes 125 amino acids. NCBI's taxonomy places the organism in Eukaryota, Metazoa, Arthropoda, Arachnida, Ixodida, Ixodidae. The record is from RefSeq and is a predicted model, not a curated record.
UACUGCGAUGUCGUCAUGGCGUCAGAAGUGGCAUGGCAUGUUCAACGACUACCUGCUUGCGUCUGGUGCUGCCGAAUUUCCCCCGGAGCGACGCAAGGCCCUUCUGCUGCACUGUCUGGGAGCCGAAGGUCAGCGAAUUUUCAACACACUACCUGACACGAAUCCUCCAAGCACCGCCCAGGACACCGGCAAAGACGCAACGAGCAAGCCGGACGUCUACGCCAUCGCCGUCGCUUCCUUGGCCCAACACUUCGCUACAACCAGCAACCUGGUCAUCGAGCGACACCGCUUCCACCGGCGUUUAGAAUCUCCAGGUCGUCGGGGGAACAUUUGCAGAACCUGGCCAAAGUCCUGCAAUGCAUCAAGGAUGCAGGCCUUAAACUGAAUCACAAUUGCAUUUUCAAUGUCAGAGUUGACAUUUCUAG